Molecule: messenger RNA, 2990 nt
Organism: Aureobasidium pullulans EXF-150
Lineage: Eukaryota; Fungi; Ascomycota; Dothideomycetes; Dothideales; Saccotheciaceae
Exons: 1
Coding region: 381-2750 (789 amino acids)
Biological process (GO): transcription by RNA polymerase III; transcription preinitiation complex assembly; DNA-templated transcription initiation
Cellular component (GO): transcription preinitiation complex; transcription factor TFIIIB complex; nucleus
Molecular function (GO): TBP-class protein binding; RNA polymerase III type 3 promoter sequence-specific DNA binding; RNA polymerase III general transcription initiation factor activity
Source: RefSeq, a predicted model, not a curated record
ACACACGCACUGCGACACCGCGCCAGCGCCGACCUCAGUCCAUCCACCAAGGGACUGCUCGGAUACCAUCAGCCUGCACGUGUAUACUGCCAUUUAUCUGUGCCGUCCAUUGCCUCUCUGCACAUCGCCCCCACCACGUCGUAUACCACCAUCUGCCAAGCACUGCUCUUCCGACCUUCGCAGCUGCUGUUUGCCUCGGUCGCAUUUCUUCACUGCAUGCUAGUGCUACCACUCAUGAAGACUUGAUUCACCACUGCCAUCUCGAGUUGAUACAAGUCGACAACUUGACCACCUUCAUCUUCUCACCACUAAUUCUGGUCUUCUUUUCACCACUCUUGACUUUCUCAUAACACCAAUAUUAAUUCACCUUCCCCUUCAACAUGCCUGGGAUCGCUCCACCACGUCGACCACAGCGUCUGUCAAGUCUUGGAGGAAAGACUCCUGGCUCCUUCAAACCAAUUCCCCGUCCGGCAAAGCGAUCAGAAUGUGGUUGCGACGCCCCGAGUUUCGAAGUCAUCGAUGGUGCCAAGAUUUGCUUGAAUUGCGGUACUCAAGUCAGUGAACAGAACAUUGUCGCAGAAGUCACUUUCGGAGAGUCAUCCACUGGCGCUGCUACAGUCGAGGGUGGUAUUGUCAAUGAGAACUCCCGUCACGCAAAGACGUUGGGUGCUGCUGCUGCCCGCAGACUUGGCGCUUCGAUGCAGAGCAGAGAGGAUAGCGAGAACAAUGGUCGUGAAUCUCUACGUCUGUUCACAGCUCGCCUGCCUAUCGCUCCUGACAUUUCGGACAAAGCCAUGGGUAUCUGGAAACUUGCUUCCAACGAUAACUUUACCCAAGGUCGUCGUGCUGAUGAGGUUGCCGGUGCCUGUUUGUACAUUGCUUGUCGCCACAACCCCGAAAACACCAUCCUGCUCAUGGACAUUGCCGAAGUCAUCUCGGUCAACGUCUUCAGCUUGGGAGAUACCUACAAAGGGCUACUGGCCAAACUCUUUGUUGAUCUCAAGGAAACCACAAAGAUGAUCGAGAUUGAGCCGUUGAUAUUGAAGUAUGCAAGCAAGCUUGAGUUUGGAGAGAAGACACGCCAAGUUGCCGAAGAUGCCGUCAAGAUCAUUCGUCGCAUGAAGCGUGACUGGAUCGUCACGGGAAGACACCCAGCUGGUCUCUGUGGUGCCUGCCUCAUUCUCGCUGCACGCAUGAACAACUUCCGCCGUACUGUCAGAGAGGUUGUCUUUGUCGUCAAAGUUGCCGACCUUACCAUCGCAAAACGUCUCGAGGAGUUCAAGCGUACUCGUGCCGCCCACCUCAAGAUUAAUGAAUUCCGCGAGAAGGGUGUGAGAAUCAGAGAGCAAGCCGACCCUCCUGCUAUAUUGGAUGCCGAACUGAGAAAGCAAAACUUCUUGAGGAAGCAGUUGAAGCGCAAAGCCUAUGAGAUGAGCAGAGAUUCAUCUCGCCAAACAUCCGCCGCCCUUGAGCCUGCCUCCUAUCCACAAGCACAGACAGUGCAACUCGCCAAACGCACAAAGACAUCAAGCUCUCGCAGUAAUGUCGUCGUCCAAGCAGCAACACAGCAACAGCCUCGCCGUGAUGCAGACGGCUUUGCAAUCCCCGACAUGCCUCUCGAUCCCGCCCUUCGUCGCAGUGCCAGCGUCGUUUCCGACACAGCUGCAAAUGCCGCCUCACUAUCCACGCCAGAUGCAAUGGAGAUUAUCAAGGUCAAGAGCGGCCGUAAGAAGAAGGAGAAGGUUGCACCUCCUCCCCUUACCGACGCCGACUUCAUGGCCGAGGAAGAACUCGAAGGCGAGAUCCAGAACAUCCUCUCCGAGCGCGAGUGCAUCUCCUCAAAAGAGCAAGCCGAAAAGGAGAAGAUCGAGGACCGUGCAAAGACGCUGGCAGAACAACAGCGUGCUGCAAUUGUCCAGCAAAAUGCACAGCGUCUGGAAGCCAUGGGUCGCACACAUACUCUUGUCUCGGACAGUGAGAUCAUCGGCGAAGAUGAAUUUGCUGAUGACCCGGAAGUCGCCAACGCCCUGUUGUCGGAAGAACAAGUCCGCGUGAAAGAGAUGAUCUGGGUCGCACACAACGAAGACUGGCUCCGUGCACAACAAGCCAAGCAACUGAAAAAGGCACUUGAAGAAGCAGAAGGCAAGGAAAAGAAGACGACCAAACGCAAGAAGCGCGGUAAGAUGGGUGAUGGAACGGUUCUCACCGAUGCUGGUACUCCUGUCGAGUCGCCUGCCGAUGCUUCCUUGCGCAUGCUGGAGAAGAGAGCACCAAAGGGUUUCUCACAACGUGUUAACUACGCUGCGUUGGGCAAGAUCUAUGGUGACCGCAGACAUGGCGAAUCAAGAGCUAGUUCAGAAGUUUCCACUCCCGCGCCAGAGAGUGUGCGCGCUGUUUCUCCAUCCACCGCUUCCGACUCCCCAGAAAUGGAACAGAACCCCCUCCCCACUCCCGCCGCCACACAACUCGCCGCGCACCCCGAAAACCCCCAACAACCACUCCCUGAAUCAUCAGAACAACCCACCACAGCAGGAGGAGCAGAAGAACCAGAUGAAGAGGAUGAAGAGGAGGAGGAAGACGAAGACGACUACUGGCCCCAAGAAGAAACACAACCACCAUCUCCGACCUACGAGGAAGAAGAAGACUUUGCGGUCGCUACUGAAGAUAUCAAUGGUGACUUUGGCAUGGACGAUGAUGAUUACGGAGGUGGCAAUGAUGGGUAUGGUGAUGGUGAUGGUGAUGGCUAUUGAAAAGGGUACAUUUCGAGCAAAAGGAGUCGACAAUACAGCAGAAAUAAGUACAUGGCAUCUUGAGCGUUUUGCCCCGGGCUUCGAUUUGGCAUGCGAGAAUGAUAGAGUAUAUUGCAUUGACAAUGAAAUCUCUGAAAGUAUCCUCUACCUGAAGUCAAUUUCUUUGUACUCGAGUAGUUCUGCUAUUGUUUCUUUGAUAGAAUCAUGGUCGUAUUUCAGACCAAUCAGAACAUUCCCGUU